Molecule: messenger RNA, 924 nt
Organism: Chaetomium globosum CBS 148.51
Lineage: Eukaryota; Fungi; Ascomycota; Sordariomycetes; Sordariales; Chaetomiaceae
Exons: 2
Coding region: 1-924 (307 amino acids)
Molecular function (GO): protein binding
Source: RefSeq, a predicted model, not a curated record
AUGACGCCGUUCGUCGUGCCCGCUCCAACACAGCGAAGCCCCCAUCAACCGGGUAUCGAGGUCAUUCCCAAACGGCAUCUUACAGACAAGGACAAAAGUUCUGAGAUACUCCAUAUCGACACCUCGCCGACAGCAAGCUAUGUGGCGACGAAACACAGCAACAAACUUGUCAAGAUAUGGUCCAUUCCCAAGAACGCACUACAUGGGACGAUCAAGAUCACAUCAUACGUGCAACCUCGAGUGCGGUCUCGCGAGUACUUUAUCCGCAGCCACGCCAUCCUGUCCGAGAACGCCACGCUGAUCGGUAUCACCACUCACUUCGGGCUCACCCUUGAGAUUUGGAACUUUGCCAAAGGCGGUAGCGGGGCGAAGAAGGUACAAGUCAUUGAAGAAGCACACCGGUGGGCAGCCAGCCAGCGGGAUGCUUUCCAUAAUGACUACGCCGGGCUGGCCGUCUACCGCCCCAAGAACGAUCGCAUCGACCGCUUCUUCCUCUCACGCCACCCCAACUCCAAAACCCCCUUCCGCGAGGACCCCAACCAUUCGAUCGAGCUCCGCAAGUCCAACCUCCCCUUCCUCCCGAAAUUCCCCGAGCUCGCCUACAGCUCCGACUCCCCCAUCCUCAUAGCCGCCGCCAGUCCCCGACCCGGCGACCCUUCCCCGCCCCAACUCAACCAUCCUCAUCGCCUGGCACAUGAAGCCCGUCUCGGACAGCAAGCUGCACGCGCAGACCCCCGACCAGUCGCACAGCUCUCUCCCCGACGAAGAGCGGCACAAGCCCUACCGGGUCUGCGUGCCCGGCUACCCAGCCCUGCAGUCCGCCCUGCCCGCCAGCCUCGCCUCACACGGCGACAUUGCCGUCUCCAUCUGGAUCCCAGCCGCCACCACCACCGACACCACGGACACCACCUCUCCAGCAGCUAG